AUGCAGUAUGCUGUUGAAGGGAUGCACGUCAUAACUGUUGAAGGCAUCGGCAACGCCAGAGAUGGGCUGCAUCCAGUGCAGGAACGAUUGUCCAAGGCACAUGGCUCACAGUGUGGCUUCUGCACACCUGGCUUUGUAAUGUCCAUGUAUUCACUCUUGAGGAACACACGCGGUAGCCCCACAGAGCUGCAAAUCGAAGAAUGUUUGGCAGGAAACCUCUGUCGCUGCACAGGGUAUCGCCCCAUUCUGGAUGCUUUCAAAGGAUUUGCCCAGCCCUCAGCAACUUCCUACACAAGAGAGACAAUCAGAAGCGAUGGGGGGCUGGAGUGUGCCAACGGACACAUCAAAGAAGCCAAAGGAGAAUCAGGAGCAAUGGAAAACGGGAAAUUGGAAGCCAGUGGUGUGCAGAUAUGCCCCACGACUGGACAGCCGUGCUCUUGUACAAAACCAGGGCCACUGUGUGCAACCAGUGUCAAGAAUGGUGUGGAAGAGGGGCUGAUGUCAAGCAAGGAGCCCAUCUUUCCAGUUGAGCUCAGAAAGCAUGUGCCAGCGUCUCUGGCGUUGCCUGGAACGACCUCCACUUGGCAUCGGCCAGUGACAAUGCCAGAACUGCUGGGUCUGAAGGCUCAGCACCCAUCGGCCAAGUUGGUGGGUGGAAACACGGAGGUGGGCAUCGAAAUGAAGUUCAAGCAUGCAGACUACCCUGUCCUCAUCGCAGUGACGCACGUGCCUGAGCUCAAGAAGAUGGAAGUUGAAGACGAUGGCGUGCGAGUGGGAGCAUCCUGCACUUUGACCCAGAUUUACCAGCUCCUCAGUGGCCUUGCAGAUGAGAUUCCAAAGUACAAACUGUCUGCCUUUGAGGCCAUCUGCGGCCAGCUGCGUUGGUUUGCUGGCCACCAGAUAAGGAACGUCGCAACCCUUGGAGGGAACAUCGUCACGGGCAGCCCGAUCUCGGACCUCAAUCCAGUGCUGAUUGCAUCUGGGGCAGUAUUCAGCAUUGCCGCCGAGUCGAGCGUGGACAGGAAAGUCCCUGCGCGAGCAUUCUUCUUGGGCUACAGAAAAGUCGACUUAAAACCCAGCGAAGUUCUUGUGGACAUUUUUAUACCAUUCACGAGGCGCCAAGAGUAUGUGAGAGAGUUUAAGCAGGCGCAUCGCAGGGAAGACGACAUCGCCAUUGUCACCGCGGGCAUGAGGGUAUGGCUGUCAGAUGACUUUGUUGUCAAAGAGGCAGGCAUUUCCUAUGGAGGGGUGGCAGCAAAGACUGUCACUGCAUCCAAAGUAGAGCAAGCUUUGGUUGGCUGUCUUUGGGGCAAGGAGGCUAUGAAGAUGGCACUGGACGCUGUCAAGGAGGAGGUGUGUGUUCCGGUGGGAGCUCCUGGUGGGAUGGCAGAGUUUCGAAAUUCUCUGGCAGCUUCCUUCCUGUUCAAGUUCUUCAUGAGGGUCUCCUAUGAUCUUGAGGCUGAUUCUCCAGCAUUCAAGCACACAUUUGGACAGGACUGUCAGUCAGCAGUUGAGGAAUUCGACCGUCCCCCAUCUUGUGGCACGCAGUACUUCGCUGAGCCCACCAGCGAGUUUGACAUUGUUGGGAAGCCGGAAAGACACAGAUCAGCAGACGUUCAGGUGUCUGGCGAAGCUCAAUACACAGACGACAUACCAGUCAGUGGCUGCCUCCAUGCAGCACUCGUGACCAGCUCCAAGCCGCAUGCUCUCAUCGUCUCCGUCGAUCCUUCUGAUGCACUCCUUGUUCCAGGUGUUCAUGGCUACUUUGACCAUAAGCAUGUGCCUGGGAACAACAUGUGGGGCCCUAUCCUGCACGAUGAGGAAUUGUUCGCAACAGAGAUCGUUACAUGCGUUGGCCAGGUGAUUGGCGUCAUUGUGGGAGAGACACAGGCCAUAGCCCAGAGGGCUGCGCGGUUGGUGAGCGUGGAGUACGAUGAGCUGCCAGCGAUACUCUCCAUUGCAGACGCAAUAGAAGCUGAGAGCUUCUUCCCAAGCUACAGAGGCCAAAUAGACUGUGGAGAUGUGGACAAGGCCUUCCUGGACUGUGACCAUGAAAUAAGUGGGGAGUUUGAGUGCGGAGGUCAAGAGCACUUCUACUUGGAACCCCAAACGUGUGUAGUGCUGCCACAGGAGAACGAGGAAUUGUUGAUGUAUGCCUCCACACAGGCCCUAUAUCACCAUGCAGAAACAGUGGCGGAGACGUUGGGCAUCCCAAUCAACAAGGUGGUGUGCAAGACUAAGAGAAUCGGAGGCGGUUUCGGAGGGAAGGAGACACGAUCCGAAUUCUUGAAUGCAGUGACAGCUGUGGCAGCUUGGAGUCUGCGCAAGCCUGUUCGCCUUUGUUUGGACAGGGAUGAAGAUAUGAAGAUAACAGGCCAGCGUCAUGCAUUCAUCGCCAAGUAUCGCGUUGGUUUCAACAAGGACGGUCGCAUCAUUGCUGUGGACCUCAAGUGUUACAGCAAUGCGGGCAACUCGCUGGACCUGUCACCCCCAAUAAUGGAUCGCUGCCUGAGCCACUCCGACUGCACCUACAGAAUUCCCAACAUGCGGGCCCGGGGCUUCCUGUGCAAGAUGAACAUUCCCUCCAACACAGCCUUCCGGGGUUUUGGAGGCCCCCAGGGGAUGCUGUUUGCAGAUAUGUGGCUGGACCGGGUGGCGUUGAGUUUAGGCAAGCGACCAGAGGAAAUUAGAGAGGUGAACAUGUACUGUGAGGGGGAACUCACGCACUUUGGGCAACCCCUGGAAUCGUGCCAGAUUCGAAGUUGCUGGGAAGAGGUCUUGAGCCGCUCCGAUUACGAGAUGAGGAAGGCCAAAGUCCAGGAGUUUAAUUCGAAUAGCAGGUUCAAAAAACGAGGUAUUGCCGUAACCACCACGAAGUUUGGCAUCGCAUUCACACUGUACCUUAUGAACCAGGCUGGGGCACUGGUGCACGUCUACACCGAUGGCUCCGUACUGGUCACCCAUGGAGGCGUCGAAAUGGGGCAGGGGCUGCACACAAAAAUGUGCCAAGUGGCAGCUCAGGCUCUCGGUGUGCCCUUUGAGACUGUCCACAUUUCCGAAACGUCCACUGACAAGGUGGCAAAUGCAUCACCCUCUGCUGCCUCCCAAAGCUCCGACCUCUAUGGUGGUGCUGUCAUGGAUGCAUGCAAGCAGAUCGCAGAUCGGCUAGCGCCCUAUCGCUCCCAAUCUCCCGAUGCUCCCUUCGUUGAGAUUGUCAAGAAGGCAUACGCUGACCGUGUCGACCUUAGCGCUCAUGGAUUUUUCAUCACACCAGAUGUCACGGGUUGGGGAGGCAAGCGGCCGUUCAACUACUUCUGCUAUGGGGCUGCCUGUUCCGAAGUGGAACUGGACGUGCUAACGGGCGAUUGGCACAUCCUGCGGACAGAUAUUGUAAUGGAUGUAGGAAAUCCACUAAACCCAGCCAUUGACAUUGGCCAGGUGGAGGGCGGGUUUGUGCAGGGCAUGGGCUGGCUGUGCCUGGAGGAGCUCGUGUGGGGCGACAAGGCCAACGCGUGGGUCCGCCCGGGCCACCUGCAGACCUGCGGCCCCGGCACUUACAAGAUCCCGACCGCCAACGACAUACCCAUCGACUUCCGGGUGAGCCUCCUGCGCAACGCCGCCAACCCGCGCGCCGUGCACUCCUCCAAGGCCGUCGGGGAGCCGCCCUUCUACCUGUCGGCCUCGGCUUUCUUCGCGCUGAAGGACGCCUGCUACUCGGCCAGGCGGGCCGCCGGCCUGGAGGGCUGGUUCGACCUCAAGGCGCCGGCCACGCCGGAGAGGCUCAGGCUGGCGUGCGGGCGCACGGACGUCGAGUCGCUGAAGGAAGAGUUGUGA
Molecule: messenger RNA, 3834 nt
Organism: Ostreobium quekettii
Lineage: Eukaryota; Viridiplantae; Chlorophyta; Ulvophyceae; Bryopsidales; Ostreobiaceae
Source: the annotation of a GenBank genome assembly